GGUACUUCCGCCCCGAUGGCCGCGGUGAGAUUUUCCACGCCGGUGUCAGAGGCGGACAGCGGGCUGGCCCCUGACCUCUUCUUGUGCCCCUCGGCAAGCCCGAGCCGCCGGAGCGCCCUGCGCGAGAAGGAGGAGCUGCGGGAGCUCAACGACCGCCUGGCCGCCUACAUCCAGCGCGUGCGGGCCUUGGAGGCGGCCAAAGCAGCGCUGCAUCUCCGCCUGGGCCGGUGCGAGGAGGACGGCAGCCGCGACCUGGGCGUCCAGCGGCGCAUCUACGAGAGGGAGUUGGCCGAGGCGCGCCGGGCGCUCGAUCACCAGGCGCUGCAGCGGGCGGCCUUGCAGGUGGCGGCGGACUCGCUGCGCGACGAGCACCGGCAGCUGCUGGCCAGGAACUCUAAAAAAGAAAAUGAAUUAAGCCUGGCAGUUGCUCGAGUGAGGGAUCUGGAUGCUCAGCUAAACUCCAAAGAGGCUGAACUGGUGACAGCGUUACACAGGCAGCAGAGUUUAGAGAAAGAUCUUCAAGAAUCCAAGGAUCAAAUGAUCUCUCUUAAGGAGCUGGUGAAUGAUUCCAGAAAUGAACUUCAGAAUGAGAAGUUGAAAAGAGCAGACUUGGAAAAUCAAGUGAAAACUCUCCAAGAACAAGUGGGAUUUCUCAAGACCCUCCAUGAAGAUGAACUCAAGAGCAAGAAGCGAUUUUAUGAGAGUAGGAUUCAAGGAAUUGUAUCUGGCCAUCAACAGGAAUUUGAAAAUAAACUGAUGAAUUCUCUCCAGGAGCUCAGAAAAGAGCAUGAACAACAAAUCAAGGAAUACAAAGAUCAGAUGGAGCGAAACUUCCAGGCCAAAGUAGAAAAUGUUCAACUUUAUGCUGAAAAGAAGCAUGAUUUUGCUAAUUCUGUUCAAGAGGAACUCAUAAAAACGAAACUGAAGGUUGAUAAUCUUCUAUCAGAGAACACCGGAUUGGAAGCCAGGAUAAGAGAGCUGGAGACCAGGAUAAGGGAACUACAGAAGGCUGUUGAUUGUGAACGUGACUUAUCCAAAAGAUGCGUAGCUGAAAAAGAUAGGGAGAUGGCAGAAAUGCAGCAGCAGAUGCAAUCUCAGUUGGAAGAGUAUGAGCAUCUGUUGGAUGUGAAGCUUGCACUGGACCUUGAGAUCAAUGCCUAUAAGAUGUUGCUGGAAGGAGAAGAAAAACGUUUGAAACUCUCCAAAUUCUCCUCAGAAAGUGGUGAAUCACAGAUGAGAAGUGGUGGAAAGUGGGCAACCACAAGUCAGGGCCACCGCCUCUUCUUGCAAGGCAGGAAAAGGAAACGAGCAUCGGCCAAGAAACCAGCCCACAGCCUGAGUUUUAAAGUGGCCCAGCGAGCUUCCUCUUCAGGAAGCAUCUCCAUAGAAGACAUUGAUAUGGAAGGAAAAUUUAUCAAAAUUAAAAACAAUUCUGAUAAGGAUCAGCUACUAGGUGGAUGGAUGGUUAGAAAGCAGCAUAGAAACGAAUCUGACACUAUGUAUCAGUUUCCUGCUCAAUUCAUUCUUCAGGCUGGUCAAGUAGUAACUAUCUGGGGAGAAAGAGAGGGUUUAAGCCCAAGUCCUAGCCCCCUGGUUUGGGAAUCCCAAAAGUCAUGGGGAGUUGGCGAGAACAUCAGUAUUGUUCUCCUUGACGGUGAUGGAAAUGAAACUGCAGAAGGAAUGAUCAUGUAUCUGGAAAGAGGAGAGGGUGAUGGAGAAAUGGAAGAUGCUGCUGAGGAGACAAAACUAGGGAUUCAUAGCCAGCAGAAUGAGAGCCGCAGCUGUCCCAUAAUGUAACCGAAAGUAGAUGCCUUACUGGAUAAGCUUGAAACAGAAUUCCCAGAAUUGAAAGUUGCUUCAGAGAUGUUUGGUUUUGCCCUGAGAGUUGAUGCCAUAACUUUCCUUCACUCUCCUUGACUUCAAGGACAAGAUGACUUGUGAGCUCUUAACAGCCAACUGGUGAAAGACUAUAUGGAAGUACCUGCAGUAUUAGGGCAGAUGAUAUGAUUACCUUGGAGUCACAUCUAAGAGCCUUAAGAGACCUUCAAUUUUGUAGCCUGCUAUGAACAAGCAAGAGCCUCAUCUUGUUAAAUUAGAAGAGCAGUAAAUUGUACCACGUUAUUCAGUCAAAUGCCAGGGCCCUGCUUUACAGUGUUGCUUUUUUUGCAUAUAGUAUGGCCACUGGCAAAGAAGUUGGUAGAGCUCUUAGCUCCUCUACGGACCAAGGUAUUCCUCCAUGUAUCCACACAAACAGCCUAAGUUGUACUGAAACUGCAGUUCUAGCCUUCCUUGGUAGCUUGGGAGAUGUUCCAGCAAAUACGCCAAAUUAAGGAAUUCCUCUUGCUCCAAUAAUAUAUAGUAGCCAUGUAUGAAUUGCUUUCUCUUUUUUCAACAGAAGUGGCCAUAAUAUAGCAUGCUGGUGAUUUGUCUAGAAGUUGCUUAAAGCUAGUGCUGGUUUGCAAUAGGAAAGAGAGACACGGGGACAUCUUUUAUUAUGCUGUCAUUCUGUUAGAAUGAGCCUGAAGAAAUGCCCAGGAAGGAGAGUGAGAUGGCCAUCAAAUGCAGCACUUCUUCUGAACCCAUUCCAACAACAGUGGAAACUCAGAAUUAUUUAGGACUCUUGUAUUAAUUAACCAUCACAGAAUGCUUCUACUGCAACCAGCUCCAAUUUAGGAUAGGGUUCUUGAACACAGUAUUUUUUCUGGAAGGAUUCCUUUCAGUUGGAUUUCUUCAAUAGCAGUUUUUUUAAAAUGGUUAAAUUAUUGAUGCCGGUGGCUUCUGAUAUUUUAGCAGAUCUAAACAGUUUGUUGUGGCACUUGCUGUUUAGGUACUUCUAGUUGUGUGUAGGCCUUAUUAAAGACACACAUUUGGUAAAUGCUUGCUUUCUAUUAAAGGUAUCUCCUGUUCAGCUGAUGGCUCUUUAUGGUGUUUUAAACAAACUCUAUAUUUGGCAGGCUUAAGUCUUAUAUUGUCUGUAUGUUAUUUCAAAAGAGUGAACUGUUCCCCAAACUGGGUCCAUCGUCUUGACAAAUUUUUAUUGUAUAAUAUUUUAAAUUGCAGUUCAUGUCCCCUUUUGUGGAAGAUUGCUUAAUAAAAUGUUGACUAACGUCAUCAAUUUAGCUAUAAUAACUUGAUAACAGCUAGACACUUAAAUGUUUUUGGAGAAAAGGAAGAAAAUAUCAAUAGUUAAAUGAAUUCCCAUGAAAGCUCCUGUCUACAAUAAUUGGGGAGAUGGGUUGCUUUGCUUAUGGGCUUUAGAAAAAUCCAGUUUGCUGCUGUGGGAAAUACUUGAGUAGAGAGAGCCAUUGGUGGUGGUGUAAGUAACGCUAUGGUUAUUUACAGGAAAUCCCUAUUAAUUUGAACUCAGUUGCAAACUCUAUAGCUGUGCUACUUUGCCUGAGCAAGAAGUUGGAUUAUUAUUUAUUUCCCUAAAUGGAAAGGUGGAAAACAGAUCAGAAACGUAUGAGAAAACAGUUUUAAAGUAUCUCUUGCACCAUAGGAAGGAAGCCAAACUUAUAGUACCAACUAACCUGAUAACUACUAAAGCAGGCUCCCAUGGAGAAGCUGGAGAACACACAAUUUUUCUUAACCCCAGACAUUUUUCACAAAGGUA
Molecule: messenger RNA, 3613 nt
Organism: Python bivittatus (Burmese python)
Lineage: Eukaryota; Metazoa; Chordata; Lepidosauria; Squamata; Pythonidae
Product: lamin-B3-like
Biological process (GO): heterochromatin formation; nuclear migration; nuclear envelope organization
Cellular component (GO): nuclear lamina; nuclear envelope
Molecular function (GO): structural constituent of cytoskeleton
Source: RefSeq, a predicted model, not a curated record